Rotaria sp. Silwood2 is the source of this 624-nucleotide messenger RNA. NCBI's taxonomy places the organism in Eukaryota, Metazoa, Rotifera, Eurotatoria, Philodinida, Philodinidae. The record is from the annotation of a GenBank genome assembly.
AUGACUGACGAUGAAAAUGAACCAUUAUUGGACGAUGAUAAUCGUCACCAUACGUACACUUCUCUCCAUUCCUAUAUAACAACAAAUGAUUCUCAUCCACGUACAUCUUCAAGUACAACUUUUGCCACUGGUGAAAAAUUAUUGUCUGGUCGUUAUGAAUCACUUGAUUAUGAAUGUGAUGAAAGUGAAAUUGCUCAUAUGGAAGAAAAACGUUUAGGUUAUCGAUAUACACGUCGUUUAAUUAUAUUAAAAUGGUUAAUUAUGUUAUUAAUUGGCAUAUGUACAGGACUAAUAGCUGUAUUUGUUGAUUUUUCAGUAAAAAAUUUAACAAAAUUUAAAUUUAGUUAUGUACAAAAUAAAUUAGAUAUAUGUUUAUCUGAACAUUGUUUAUUUAAACCAUAUUUAGCAUGGAUUGGUAUAAACAUAUGCAUGGUUCUUGUUGCAGGUUUUCUUAUUCUUUGGGAGCCAGUUGCACGUGGCUCAGGUAUUCCACAAGUUAAAUGUUAUCUUAAUGGUGUUGCUGUUCCACAUGUACUUCGUUUAAAAACAUUAAUUGCUAAAGUCUUAAGUGUUAUAUUUGCUGUAUCUGGUGGAUUAGCCGUUGGGAAAGAAGGACCUAUGUGA